GGGUGUGAACACUUUCUCUCCAGAGGGGAGGUUGUUCCAAGUGGAAUAUGCCAUUGAGGCCAUCAAGCUUGGAUCCACAGCCAUUGGGAUCCAGACCUCAGAAGGUGUCUGCUUGGCUGUGGAGAAGAGGAUCACCUCUCCCCUCAUGGAGCCCAGCAGCAUUGAGAAGAUCGUGGAGAUUGAUUCCCACAUAGGCUGUGCCAUGAGUGGCUUAAUAGCUGAUGCAAAGACUUUAAUUGAUAAAGCAAGAGUGGAGACUCAGAAUCACUGGUUCACCUACAAUGAGACCAUGACCGUGGAGAGUGUGACCCAGGCUGUGUCCAACCUGGCCCUGCAGUUUGGGGAGGAGGAUGCUGACCCAGGAGCCAUGUCUCGUCCGUUCGGAGUCGCGUUGCUGUUUGGAGGAGUCGAUGAGAAAGGACCUCAGCUGUUCCACAUGGAUCCAUCAGGGACCUUUGUUCAGUGCGACGCCAGGGCCAUCGGUUCCGCCUCGGAGGGUGCCCAGAGCUCCCUGCAGGAGGUUUAUCAUAAGUCGAUGACACUGAAAGAAGCCAUCAAAUCCUCCCUGGUCAUCCUGAAGCAAGUGAUGGAGGAGAAACUGAAUGCAACCAACAUUGAGUUGGCCACGGUGGAACCUGGGCUGAAAUUCCACAUGUACACGAAGGAGGAGCUUGAGGAGGUCAUCAAGGAUAUUUGAGGAGGAGAAAAACCCCCUCGAAGGCUCCUUUUCCCCCCCAAUCAAAGUGAACUUGACUCCCAGUUCCUUCCAGUACCCGUGAUUUUCUUUCCCAGCAGCAUCUAAUUGCUCUUAGAAGGCUCUGGAGGUGGUUUUGUUUGGUUUUUUUUACAGUUCCUGUACAUAACUGAUCUCUCCAACCAGAGGAAAUGAGAAUAAAUCAUUUUGCUACUCUA
Molecule: messenger RNA, 912 nt
Organism: Chaetura pelagica (chimney swift)
Lineage: Eukaryota; Metazoa; Chordata; Aves; Apodiformes; Apodidae
Gene: PSMA5
Product: proteasome (prosome, macropain) subunit, alpha type, 5
Exons: 8
Biological process (GO): proteasome-mediated ubiquitin-dependent protein catabolic process
Cellular component (GO): nucleus; proteasome core complex, alpha-subunit complex; proteasome core complex
Source: RefSeq, a predicted model, not a curated record